AUGAAAAGAUACAUGCUUGAGAGGGGGCUCCUCCCGGGCACCGAAUUCAGAAAAGCCGUAGGUAUCGAACCACCCCGGACGUUCGAUGCCCUCCUCGAGAAGGCCAGAGCCUAUAUGGACUACAAGGAGAGAGAAACGGCCAACAGAGCCCGAGAUCCCAGGAACCACGGAUCCAGUAGUAGUCCGCGACAAGACACCGCCCCUCCUCGACGAACUGGCGAGAAGAGAAGGGACGAUAAACCCCGAGACGCCCGAGAACAAAGGGGGCCCUCGGGGAGGUUCACUGAAUACACUCCGCUAACGACUUCCCGCGAGCGCAUCUUAGUGGAGUGCGCAAGUACAGACUUCAAGGACGGCGGCGUCAAGCGUCCUCGCCCCGCUCCUGCCAAACCCGGGAUAGACCAAAGCAAAUACUGCCAGUAUCACCGGAGCCACGGGCACUUGACCGAAGACUGCGUCCACCUCAAGGACACCAUCGAGACCCUUAUAAAGGGGGGAAGACUUGCGCAAUAUCGGCGAAGCGAUGCUCCUCGUCGGGAUGCCCGUGAGACGAGGGAAGUAGAAGAGGAUGCUCAACCAUCGGACGAGUCGAUUCCCAUCCAAACCGUAUUCUCUGUCACAAGACUCGAGGACUUCUACGUCCCCGAACAUCUGCAAGAGCCUCUGUCUACGCACAACAGGUGGGAAAACUUCCCCUCCGCCAUGGUCAUCAACGGUGGAGGGUUUAAUGAUUUGACCAUAAAUUCAGCAAAGAGAAAGCUGGACGAACUGGUCGACGCGGCUCCCCCGUAA
Molecule: messenger RNA, 792 nt
Organism: Vicia faba (fava bean)
Lineage: Eukaryota; Viridiplantae; Streptophyta; Magnoliopsida; Fabales; Fabaceae
Source: the annotation of a GenBank genome assembly